This is a messenger RNA of Dromaius novaehollandiae (emu), 3340 nucleotides long. It is a transcript of the gene BRINP1, whose product is annotated as BMP/retinoic acid inducible neural specific 1. The record is from RefSeq and is a predicted model, not a curated record. The transcript is spliced from 9 exons. Gene Ontology annotation, cellular component: neuronal cell body; dendrite; cytoplasm. The coding region runs from base 457 to 2814 and encodes 785 amino acids. NCBI's taxonomy places the organism in Eukaryota, Metazoa, Chordata, Aves, Casuariiformes, Dromaiidae. Gene Ontology annotation, biological process: cellular response to retinoic acid; negative regulation of mitotic cell cycle; positive regulation of neuron differentiation.
CUCUUCCCUCCUGGAGCCCUUUUCAUUUUUAUUUCUAACCCCCUCUCCAUUCUCCCUGCUGCCUCUGCUCCUUCCCCCGAUGGCUAUGAACUGAGCAGCAGAGGAGAGGGGGGGCACAGGAAUAAGGGAAGGGGGAAAAAAUAAGAAAAAAGCCCAGAAAGCAGGAGGGAAAAAAAAGGAUCUUUUUUUUUGCCUCUGCCCUUAAUGCCCGCGAUCUGGAUCAAGGAGGGGGAUUUUCUGUCUGAGCAUGAAAAGGACUGCUAGAGCCCCAGGAUUUUCACGCCUGCAUUAUCAGCCCAGCACCCAGUAUGCGAGCUGGACAGAGAGGCUCUCCCACAAGUUCCUACCGAGCCGAAUAAAACCCACGGGCGAGCACAUCUCCGCCAGAGAGGGACGUUAGCAUCAGGACUCCACAGAAUGGAGCAAGAAUGAGAGGAAAAAGGCAGACAGAAAAGCAUGAACUGGAGGCUUGUUGAGUUCCUCUACCUCCUGUUUAUAUGGGACCAUAUACUAGUACAGCCCUCCCACCAGGACCCAGCUGCUACCAACCAACAUGUCUCCAAGGAAUUUGAUUGGCUUAUUUCAGACAGGGGGCCUUUCCACCACUCACGGAGCUACUUAUCCUUUGUGGAAAGACAUCGUCAAGGAUUUACAACCAGAUAUAAAAUAUACAGGGAGUUUGCCCGUUGGAAGGUGAGGAACACAGCCAUCGAGCGGAGGGACCUGCUCCACAACCCGCUGCCCCUGAUGCCCGAGUUUCAGAGGAGCAUCCGCCUGCUGGGCAGGAGACCCACCACGCAGCAGUUCAUUGACACCAUCAUCAAGAAGUACGGCACCCACAUCCUCAUCUCUGCCACCCUGGGAGGAGAGGAGGCCUUGACCAUGUACAUGGACAAAAGCCGACUUGACAGAAAGUCAGGAAACGCUACCCAGAGUGUCGAAGCAUUGCACCAGCUUGCUUCCUCCUACUUUGUAGACCGUGAUGGCACCAUGAGGAGACUCCAUGAGAUCCAGAUCUCUACCGGAGCAAUCAAGGUAACAGAAACUCGGACUGGCCCUCUGGGCUGUAACAGCUAUGACAAUCUGGACUCUGUGAGUUCUGUCCUUCUGCAAAGCACUGAGAGCAAACUCCACCUGCAAGGUCUCCAGCUCAUCUUUCCUCAGUAUUUACAAGAGAAGUUUGUCCAGUCUGCCUUGAGUUACAUCAUGUGCAAUGGAGAGGGGGAAUACAUCUGCCGGAACAGCCAGUGCGGCUGCCAGUGUGCUGAGGAAUUCCCGCAGUGCAACUGUCCCAUCACCGACAUCCAGAUCAUGGAGUACACGCUAGCAAACAUGGCCAAGUCCUGGACAGAAGCCUAUAAAGAUCUGGAGAAUUCAGAUGAGUUUAAAUCCUUCAUGAAAAGGCUACCUAGCAACCACUUUCUGACCAUUGGGAGCAUCCACCAGCACUGGGGGAAUGACUGGGAUCUUCAGAACCGGUACAAGCUCCUGCAAAGCUCCCUGGAAGCCCAGCGCCAGAAGAUCCAGCGCACUGCCCGCAAACUCUUUGGCCUCAGUGUCCGGUGUCGGCACAACCCUAACCACCAGCUGCCUAGAGAAAGCCGAUGCCCAGCUCUGCCCUGGAUUCUGCAUUUUCAUUUAAUUACGUCCUUUACUGCUGCCAUCAGCAGAUGGACAAUACAGGAAUGGCUUACCCGGGUCCAGUCCCUGCUCUACUGCAAUGAGAAUGGGUUCUGGGGGACCUUUCUGGAAAGCCAGCGGAGCUGCGUAUGCCAUGGUGGCACCAGCCUGUGCCAGCGCCCCAUCCCCUGCAUCAUCGGGGGCAACAACAGCUGCGCCAUGUGCAGCCUUGCCAACAUUUCUCUCUGCGGCUCAUGCAACAAGGGCUAUAAGCUUUACCGGGGUCGUUGCGAGCCUCAAAACGUAGACUCAGAGCGGAGCGAGCAGUUCAUCAGCUUCGAAACGGACUUGGACUUCCAGGACCUAGAGCUGAAGUACCUGCUGCAGAAAAUGGACUCCCGCCUGUAUGUGCAUACUACCUUCAUCAGCAACGAGAUCCGCUUGGACACCUUCUUCGACCCCAGGUGGCGCAAACGCAUGUCCCUCACCUUGAAGAGCAACAAGAACCGGAUGGACUUCAUCCACAUGGUCAUUGGGAUCUCCAUGCGAAUCUGCCAGAUGCGCAACAGCAGCCUGGACCCUAUGUUCUUUGUCUAUGUCAACCCAUUCAGCGGGAGUCACUCCGAGGGCUGGAACAUGCCCUUUGGGGAGUAUGGCUACCCGCGCUGGGAGAAAAUCCGCCUCCAAAACAGCCAGUGCUACAACUGGACCCUGCUCUUGGGCAACCGGUGGAAAACCUUUUUCGAGACCGUCCACAUCUACCUACGGAGCCGGACUCGGCUGCCUUCCCUGCUGCGUAACGAGACUGGUCAAGGGCCCGUGGACCUUUCUGAUCCCACCAAGCGUCAGUUCUACAUCAAGAUCUCGGAUGUGCAGGUGUAUGGCUACAGCCUGCGUUUUAACGCUGACCUCCUGCGCAGUGCUGUGCAGCAGGUCAACCAGUCGUACACGCAAGGCGGGCAGUUCUAUUCUUCCUCCUCCGUCAUGCUCUUGCUGCUGGAUAUUCGGGACCGAAUCAAUAGACUGGCGCCUCCCGUGGCCCCGGGGAAGCCCCAGCUGGAUCUGUUCUCUUGUAUGCUCAAGCACCGCCUGAAACUCACCAACAGCGAGAUCAUCCGUGUGAACCAUGCUCUAGACCUGUACAACACCGAGAUCCUCAAACAGUCGGACCAGAUGACAGCCAAACUCUGCUAACCCGGACUUUUCAGUGGACACAUUGGUGACUGAUCCUUUUGCUGUAAAAAAAUAAAAGAGAAAAAAAAGAGAAAAAAUUAAAAAGAAAGAAAGAAAAGGGGGAAAAAAAAGAAAAGAAAGGGGAAAAACAAAAUUUGUAAAAUGUAAUUAAUAUACAAAAGAGAAAAAAAGAGGGAAUUCUUCAUUUGUUGAAAACUAAACCCGUUCUAGCAGCUGUAUAAAACUGUCAGGCAUGUUUGUUAUUUCUAUAAUCCAUCAUAAAAGGGUAACACCUUACUUUCUCUUGACCUUGAGGGUGUUGCUUGCUAGGCCUCAGGGGCAGCAGAAUAAAUAAAGGGAGGAGCAGAGAGGGGCAAAUUUCUGUAUUAACUGUAAAGAUUUCUGCUAUGCAGGUGCCAAGACAAAGAAACAAACAAAAAAAAUCAAAGCAAACAAAAAAGUUAUAUGUAAAUGUAAAAGAACUGCCAUUAUUCCUAGUGGGAGUAAAUGGUCAAAGAUAAAAGAUAUUUCUUCUGUUGAGAUUUAU